Molecule: messenger RNA, 3415 nt
Organism: Diprion similis
Lineage: Eukaryota; Metazoa; Arthropoda; Insecta; Hymenoptera; Diprionidae
Product: prominin-like protein
Exons: 16
Coding region: 60-2993 (977 amino acids)
Cellular component (GO): membrane
Source: RefSeq, a predicted model, not a curated record
UGUCAGGUCAGUCGCUCGCGGCGCGUCUCGGCCGCCAGUCGUAUUUAAAAGUGGUCGCGAUGGCCGCCGCCGGAUUGGUUCGUAGUGUCACCCGCCUUGCGAGGGGGUUUGUUGCCAAAGUGUUAAUAUUAUCUGUGCUCGCAGCCCCGAUCGGGGCGCAGAAGAGCUUCCCAAUGAAGAUGCGCGACAUUAACGAGGACCUCGACCGUCAGCUGGACGAAAUAAUGGCCUCCGAGACUGCGGUUAACUACUCAACGAUAAACACAACGGGGACGCCCUACGCCGCCUCGACCAAGUUCAAUCCAAAGGGAAUGGGCCAGCUCUACAACGUGACGAACAUGUUCAUCGACCUCAUCCAGAGCAAGCAAGCCUACCCCGAAGGUAUGAUAACGUUGGAAGACGGUCAACCCAAAUUUGCAGAUCCAGUUAAAGAGUGGAAAAUCAUCCUGAAGCAUUACAGUGGUGUUGCGGGUCUCGCCAUAGCAGGUCUAUUACUCGCAGCUGUUCUACCGUGUAUCGGAUUAUUCUUUUGCUGCUGUCGUUGUGCUGGUCAUUGCGGCGGGCGAAGUCAACCUUUCGACAAGAAGCAUGAUCAUUGCAGAAAAAUUAUGCUCAGCAUUGUCUUGAUCGCUGUUGCGACGAUCAUAUUAUUUGGGGUCGUUUGUGCAUUUGUAACAAACGAAUACAUGCAAGAAGGAACUAAUGAACUACCGAACAAUCUUAAAACUAACUUAAAGGAUGUCCAAUUGUACCUCCGUGUUACAUCUCGUCAAAUUGAUAAUUUACUUGGUACCAAUUACAACCAACUUGAGUACACAUUGAACAACAUUCUCCAAGCAAGCGGAAGAAUCGUUACGGAACAACUAGCGAAAUACUCUCACGCCGCAUCACUGACAAAUCUGAAUAAUAUCGUUUCUGGACUUGGCGAGAUUGGUAAUGAUUUGAACAGGAUUAAGGGUAUCACUCAAGGAUUACGGACGAAUGCAAGUGAAUUAGCAAUUGAACUGCGGCAGGUCAGAAAUAGUUUGCUUCACACUUUAAAGGAGUGUACAAUACAAUACUGUCAAGACAUCAGGAAAGAGUACAAUGUCAACGAGAUGGCUGUUCAAGUUCCAUUUGACAAGUACCUGGAUAGAUAUUUCCCAAAGCUUCAGUCUCUGCCGAAUGUCUCACUUGCACUGCGCAACAUAACGCUUUUGAUGGAAGGCAAUAUUGUCUCAGAAGUAAGCCAAGGGAGGGAGUCGUUCGCCAAAAUUCAGAAGGACAUUCAACAUGCUGUAAAUCAGACUAUCCCUGUUGUCAGUGCUAGCAUUAGACGAGCUGGUGAUUCUCUGCAAGGAGUCGCCAAUAACAUUACAUCGCUACUUGACAAAAUCAGCUCUGAUAUAGAUACGCAAUAUAUUCGCCAUGUUGAUAUUGCCAGCACGCAUAUAAAUCAAUAUUCCCCAUACCGGUACUACGUAGGACUUGGGAUAUCUGGAAUACUACUGACAGUCCUGUGUUGCUUGACGCUCGGUUUACUCUGCGGUGUUUGCGGAAAACGCCCUGAUGGUUACGGAGACGAUUGUUGUAACAAGGGCGCAGGUGCUCGUUUUUUGAUGAUGGCAGUGUGGAUUAUAUUUCUAUUGACCAGUAUUUUAAUGAUUGUGACUGUGGCUCACAUGGUUACCGGUGUUAUCAUUCAGCGCGGCGUUUGUGAGCCGCUAAAAAAUCCCAAAGACAACCGAAUGUUCGAUUUGGUCGAUGAUUUUGUUCAGAUAAAAUCAAAGUUGUAUCCAAAUAAACCUGACGUGAAUAUUAACAUGAGUUAUAUUAUAACUAUGUGUCAUGCAAACGAAACUCUGUACAAGGUUUUGAAACUUGAGAACUUAAUCGAUUUGACAAGCUUACAUACUUAUGCAGAACGUUACGACAUCAACAAUACAAUCCAACAACUACGAAGGAAGAUAAAUCUUUCCCCAGGGGUUGUCAUUUUGAGCGACAGCGCUCGGUCAAAGCUCAAUGAUUUGGCUCAGAGUGGUUUGAGUGAAAUCAUGUUCUCUCGGUACACCGACUUAUUGGAAAACAAUAUAACGAAUUUGAACUUGGAACACCUCGCCAACAAGUUGAGAGAAGUGGCGACAAAAUUACCGGAGGGACAUGACAGAAUAAGAAUAAGUCUUGAAACUAAUGCGAUUAAUUUGGAACGAUGUCAUAGAACAUUUGUUACCCCUAUGACGUUGCUUAGCCAACAACUAAGUGCUCAUGCAUUAACUUUGCAAGAGCAUAUCAAGUUUAAUCACAGCUCUAUGACAGAAGCAAUACAUGAUCUAGUCAACGAAACGACUCAGGCUCAAGAGUUCCUGAACAAAGAGGGUCCGAAGUAUGUUCAGUAUGUCGCAAAGAAGUUCGGAGACAAAUUCCUCAACCUGGUGGAUGAUUUUAUGAAUUUCGUUGCUAGGAAUGGCAUGGAAACUGUUGGAAAAUGUGCCCCAGUGUCAAAUGCAUACGAUGCAACACUCGUUGCUUCGUGUAACAAAAUCUUGGACCCAUUUAACGGUUUUUGGGCGAGUGUUGGCUGGUGCUUAGUUCUCUUCAUACCGACUAUAAUACUCUGUGCGAAGCUCAGUGCUCUUUACCAGAAGUCUGAUCCAUAUCCAGGCCCACUGGUCGAAGCUGAAUAUUUGUAUGACGCAUAUGCUGACAGGGAUAACAUACCCCUUGCCCAUGUUCAUGAUAAAAAACAUGGCGCUCACAGUAGGCACCAUCCGGCAGCCUAUGUUGAAAGCUACGACGGACCUGCGGGAGCAUAUAGUGAUCGAGAAAGGGUGUCCGAUGCUCAUCAAAGCUCAUCCAACCACGAUUCAAGAUAUGCAGAUCUUGCACCCAAAAAUUGGGAUUUCCCAAACGGGGGACCACCAAGGUAUCAACCAGCUGCUGCAGCACCACCCCUCAGUACUGAAUAUGAGCGACCUCCCCCUUACUACUAUCCUGGACCAGGGGACAGAAAUUAGGAAAUAGGUACCGUGGCAUGUACCAAGACUGCGCUCAGCAGUGCAGCGACGCACAGCUUGACACGCAGCUAUAAGCGAACCCAAAGACAGAAGGAUAAAUCUAAAAACAAAUGGGAUUAUGUCUAACGAAGAGGGUCACGUGCAUGCCACGACUCAUUGAAACAUCAAAAUUCAAAGACCAAGAUAGAAUAAACUGUUUUAAGAUGAUUUGUAAGCAAUUCUGUUUAUUGGAAAUUUCCUCAGGGUGCUGCGGAUGAAGCCUUUUUGAGAAGUUGAUGAAAUUACUCUAAAAACGCAUUGCUUACAAAUAAAAUGUGACGUUAACAAGUUCAAAGGCUUAAAACAAAACAUAAAUAUUGCAUUUUUCUGAAAGAGACAUUACAAAAAACAGUUUGUAUUUGUUCUCGUUAGUUACUAACUGG